AUGGUGGACAAGCUCCCCCCGCCCGAACGUCGGCAGCUCAUUUGUGUGCAGGAAACCCACUGGGGUGCCACCGUAGCCCCUACCUUUGUCACUGCCCAGUGGACAGUGUAUACCUCGCCCACCACGGACAACAAAUCGGCUGGGCUUGCCGUCUUGGUUCAUAAAGAUCUCCUCAAACAUGCGCAAGUAGCCUUUGCCGAUCCCCAGCCGGGACGCAUCCAGCAUAUUCGCAUCAUACACCAGCAGUGGACGGCUGACGUACUACAUGUCUACCAGAAACCGCACAACAGUCACCCAUCAGCAGCCAAGGACUCCAAGACGCUCCGGGCCGAAAUCUGGCAUGCUCUUCACGAGCAGCUUCGUCGCGUGCCCAGACGCAGCACCCUUAUGCUGCUAGGGGACUUCAACUGUCCUCUGCCCAGUAGCCCACAUGCCGCAUUGGCGCCGGAUCUGGCACCCCCCCGCCGGACCAGUCCAGGCUACAACAUGUCCUUGAGACCCAUAACCUUGUUCAUCUCAAUUCCUGGUUCCAGUCUCAUUGAUCAUGUUCUCAUGAGGGUUGAACAGACGGAUAAUCGAGCCAAGCAGGCCCGACCCAAACCGUUGGGUCUGGCCGAGUGGAGGCUCGGAGGCAAGCACAUACCAGUGUUUGCGAGCCUACCCUUGAUUCGCUUUACACGUCUCAACAAGCCCCCUGUGGUGCGUAGGACGUGGGACCACUGGGCGGUGGUUCAACUCAGCCGCAACCCCACUGACCCCAGAUGGGCUGAGCUCUGUCGGUAUGUCCAGGACAGAAUUCAUACGGCUGAUAACCUCUUAUCCCUCAAUCAGCUGCUUGUCCAGUGCGCCACGGAACUCUUCCCUGCUCCAGCCAGGACACAACGCCUUGCUCUUUGGCAAACGACUGCCAUGCAUGGCGGCAUUAAGAGCCUGUGGGAGCGCUAUCGCCGGUGGAAGCUACUCGCCAGGACCCCACCAUUUGACCCGCUCCGCAUUGCCCGUCGACUUCAGGAACCUGCUGAACAGCUCCAGCAGCUGGAAAGGCACUACCGAAGCCUUUAUGCCGCGGACUCUACUCCUGAAACUGCGGGUCUCCCCCGCGCUGCGAUCCGGCUGGAUAUUGACCCUGCAGCCCUGGCCAGGGCCUUGGCUACGCUGUCGCCCCACAAAGCCACUCCACCGGAACUCGCCUCCAACGCGCUCUGGCGUAUUACAUCUGACGUGGUAGCCCCUGUGAUAGCCCACUGGGCCAAGGAAGGGACCAGCAUCCCCCAGUUGUGGAGGAAUGCGUGGCUCGUCCUGGUACCCAAAAUACCUCGGCCGCUGUCUCCGAAGAACUUAAGGCCGAUAGGCCUGACUGAAUCCAGUGGGCGCGCCUAUGCCCGAAUGCUUCAGGUACAACUUCGACCCUUUGCUGCCGAAUAUCUUCGAGGCAUAACACAAUUUGCCUACCUUCCGCACAGGGAUGCGGCUAUGGCAAUCCAAAGAGUCGCUGCGCAUUGCAGGUACGUGGAGCAGAAGUGCUCCCACGCCACUCGCACAGUGGCGGACCGGCAGGAGUGCCUACCAGCUCCUGCACCUAGCUUUGUGGGGAUCCAACUAUCGCUGGAUCUCUCCAGCGCUUUUGACCUGGUCAGAUGGCCGCUGCUGGACAGGGCUAUGGCCGAGGCGGGGGUACCUACGGCACUCCGUCAUGAAGUCAUGUCGUGGUACUAUCAAGUUUGCUAUACGGUGGAACACCUAGGCAAACAGACGGAGAUAACUGCCCAACAAGGCCUGCGUCAAGGCUGCCAAUUAGCUCCCACCCUGUGGGCUAUGGCUGUGGGCUGGAUCUACAAGCACAUCUGGGAUAGCUCCUCACCUGACACCAUGCAACCCUGGCUCCAGGCCAACUCCACCACCUACGCUGACGACAUACACCUCAAGGAGACUGCGACCACCACCACAGGUCUGGACAAGGCCCUCUACCGAUUUGGGCUCGUGCUCGAUGCCCUGGCUGAACAGGGAAUGCUCAUCAAUGCGGGGAAAUCAGCCUUCCUCCUUCGACACCGCGGAUCCUUCCUCAAGAAAUGGAGGCGACGACACUACCUCUCUACAUCGGAGGGAGAUUUCCUGCACUUCCGAACUCCUGGAGGCACCGCGUACCGCAUCCCCCUGCGAGAGCAGCACACAUACCAUGCCAUGGCGAGCCAUACGGCCCUACAUCGCAUUCAGGCAGCCAAUGCUGCCUGGCAACGCCUGAGACGAAUUCUCUGCUCCCCCAGGCAGCUCCAGUUGACAGCCCGCAUCUCUCUCUGGAAAUCGACUGUUUUGCCCACUCUGCUUUACGGCCUGGCCGCAGUACGGCUAGGUCCACGCGACAUCGGGAGAGUGCAGGCCCUCGUCAUCAAACACACCCGUGCCAUGGCGCACUCGUAUGCGCACUUGCAACAAGAGUCCACCAUGAACGUGCAUCAUCGUCUACAGGUGCCCACAGCACUGGAUAGCCUUACGAGGGAGGCCACUGCUCUACACAAGCGGAUGUGUCUUCUUCAGGAUCACUCUGACUUCGUCCAGGCGCCGGAAAUCGAGGACGUUCGAGAACAAGCGGCUAUGCUCCAGGCCAAGAGGGAGAUGCAGUGGAAUGCCCCUGCUGAACCGGAGGCGGGGCUACUACCUCACACCUGUGUGGAAUGCGGCCAGAGCUUUGCAUCCUUUCGCCUCCUGCGAUCGCACGAGGCUAAGAAGCAUGGUCAGCGCACACCCCAGUGCGACACUCAACCUUUUGAUCGAUUUGCACACGGCACUGGCGGCUUGCCCACUUGUCGGCACUGUGGACAUCGCUUCAGGCAAUGGGAUAAUCUGAUCAAGCGCAUCAAGAAGAACCGCUGCAAGGUCCUCAGGGAUAAACCGCCUUCCGUUUCGGCACCCGAACCGGCCACAGCAGCUCCUGUGGCCCCACCGCGCCCGACUGCACCGAACUUGAGGCAAGAAACAGCUCAGGAUCCGCUACCAUCGGAUUCUGCCGAACCGGGACUCUGUGCAGAAGCCGCACGCCUGCCCGCCACGGUUGUCCCUCCCUGCUGUCCACAAGCAGUCUACGAAGAGCAACCCCCUCCUUGUACCCCGACUAUGCCGCUCUGUGCCUGGCCGGAGGUCCAGGACGCGUUGGACAAGGGAAGAUGGUUUGACCUACCCCUCAACCAGCAGGUGCAAACAUAUCUUGCAUACCACUGUCCGAUCUGCGUGCAAUGGGCUGCGACACCAGGGGGGCUUAAAUGCCAUCUCACGGCUGUGCAUCCGAACUGGAAGGCUCUACAGACGGAAGUUCGUAACAACAACAUGACGGGGGCGGAGAUGGAUCUGGACGAGCAGGAAAAGCUCUUCUUCGGACAGAUGGGGCCACUCAAGCGAGACCAGACUGCACCCGCCAGGGAUCAGACCUCCCAGGUACUGGGAAAGAGGCAACGUCUGGAGCACCAGGACUCAUCCAAAGGACGAAGCAAGGGCAAAGGCAAGGGAAAGACGAACUCCCCGCUACCACAGGGAGUCUACCCGUCGGCACGAAUGUGGGCAUACUCCAGUGGCUUCGACGACGAUCAGGAUCAACCAUGGGUGCCAGACAGGGCCUCUCGAUCAACGUCGCUGGAAGGGAGAGUGGAGAAGCUCACCCAGCUUGCCCUGAGACAGGAGCAGGUCAUUGCGACGGGGAACGAUGGCAUGAUUCCGGUCCUAUGCCAAGCGGCGGACAAGUGGCGAACCAUCAGGGAGGAAACACCGGACAAACUGAAUUACUCCUUGAAGCUCACGAUGUUCAAGCAGCUCCUGAUCUCUCUCCAGGAGAGAUUGACGGAGACGGCCAAGUCGCAACAGGCCAUGGAGCAUGCUCGAUCCCUGGGUUGGCUGGACAGCGACCAGUGCUGGAAGGUCCUGAAAUGGAAUCCGGCGCAGCAAGUUCUGGAGGUGGAGAAUGCCCUUCGGGCUGUCUCGACAACAGAUCUGCUGGCACAGAUUGUGCAGUUCAGGAAGGCCACUACGGAGGAGACAUUGCUUCGCUUCAAAAGCAUCCGGCCCCUCUCCACCGAGGUCACGACGGACUGGGUGCAGUUCCAGAUCGUGGUCUCCCUGCGGAUGGACGGUGCUCCACUUUGGAGUACGCUUCAACAAUGGAUCGGCCAAUCCGCGUGGCACACUCUGGGGCUCAGCUACAUGGGCCAGGGCAACCGGUGCUGGCCAAGGACCUCCAGCACCUGCUACGCACUACCCAGCGUGGAUCCUGUGUACCGCUUCAGGUUCUGCAAUACAGGCCUGGAGGCGAGUUGGGAGGCCCGACUUGACACGCCACAUGGGGUGCACAAGCAAGAUGGUGGAGCACUUAUCUCGCCUCUUAUCAUGGCCCUGCCAGCAGGGGGAACGCUGAACCUUCAAGGGGUGAUAGAUCAGUGGCACUCUCAGGCGGCCCCACAUGCCCUCACGAAUGCACCGACAUACCUGUGCAUACAGCUGCAGAGGUUCACGGGGGAUUCAAGUGGCCUGCAACGCGACACAAGGCCGCUGCAAGGGCAUAGAACACCAGUUCGGCUUCCCUGUUUUGAUGCUGAUACCAACAUUCAAUGCUCCUGGGCCCAAUAUCAGGUGGUUGCUGCGCAGCUCCACUUUGGCGACAGCCCGGACGCUGGACAUUAUCGAACUGUGCUCUACGGGCAAAAGAAGUUUGGGCACCUGAGAGCGUGGGUAACAGACGACAACAUUGCUGCACAGCUCGCUUCUGAUGACUAUGCACCAAGCAGCUACCUUCUAUGGCUGCGUCAGGUGCAAGAUGAGUGA
Symbiodinium sp. CCMP2456 is the source of this 4806-nucleotide messenger RNA. NCBI's taxonomy places the organism in Eukaryota, Dinophyceae, Suessiales, Symbiodiniaceae. The record is from the annotation of a GenBank genome assembly.